Molecule: messenger RNA, 1206 nt
Organism: Klebsormidium nitens
Lineage: Eukaryota; Viridiplantae; Streptophyta; Klebsormidiophyceae; Klebsormidiales; Klebsormidiaceae
Source: the annotation of a GenBank genome assembly
AUGGCACCACGGACUGGAUCCAAGAAAGGACAGAAGGCUGAGCCCGUUGAGAACGCCGAGCCGAGCCCCGUUGACACACAGGACGUUGUACCCAAGGAGCCACCGACGACCAAGCAUGGGCUAGAGGCUGGGGACGACAUCAUGAAGGCCCUCAGCAAGCUGCAGAGAUCCAUCAACAAAACACAAAAGGCUGUGCUGUCACUCCAGGCAACUUCACAGGGGCAGGGAGAGAGUGUGCAACCCGCAAAGCCCAAGAAGGAGCCCAGCGGUUUCGCAAAGCCGAGCCGCAUCUCGAACGAGCUUAGCAGCUUUCUCGGGGUUCCUUCCAAUACAAGGCUUGCUCGCACACAGGUCACAAAGCUCCUGACCGAGUACAUCAAGAAGAACGACCUGCAGUGUCCCGACAACCGCCGCAACAUCCGACUCGAUGACAAGCUCAAGGACCUGCUCAAGGUCCCAGAGGGCACCGUGGUGACGUUCUUCAACCUGCAGAAGCAUUGCAAGAACCACUACAUCUCUGAGGACGAGGAGGUUGCCUCGGAGCUGCAAGCGAUCGUGGCAGACUUCAAAAACAUCUUGCGGGAUACGGAGCCCAAGGCUUUGAAGAAGGGCGCUCUGUCACGCCUGAAACUCAUCGGUGAGCAGCUCGUGCGCAGCAUCGAAGCAGAGCUGCACACUGUCAAGAGGCUGCAGUACAAGGAGACAGAUGACGAGGCGUCUGAUGACUCUGAUGACGAAGCAUCUCUCGGUGGUGAACACCUGCGGACAAUCAAAGACGCCAACAGCGGUUUGAAGAUCCAAACCUCGCCGAUCCCGGGUGCUGGGAAGGGCCUGUUUGCUUGGAGUAAGCACGGUGGGAACGAGAUCGUGUUUGUGCCGAACGAAACCAUAUGCUCGUAUGAUGGGGACGUCAUCUCCCAGGCUGAGUUUGACAGACGCUAUGGGCAAGACACGGGCCCUUAUGUUGCAGGGGGGCAGGCUGGGCUACUCAUUGACGGGGCAUGCAAGCGAGGUGCGGGGACAGUUGCAAAUGGACGGCGGGGACACGUUGAUUCGAACGCACGGUUUUCGAACAGCCAUGCAGGAGGGGUGCAGAGGCUCACGAUAAAGGCGACCAAGAACAUCCGGCACGGGCAGGAGAUCAUUGUACCGUAUGGUGCAGACUACUGGCGGAAACACCGGGGUGUUGCGCGAACAACCCGUUAA